AUGCUUUUUUACAACAUUACAAUGGAUUUGUUAAGAUUGUUUUGUCAGAAGAAACAUCAUUUGGAUAAGUUAUUAUUGCUGAAUUAUGUUUCGGUAAACCUGCAAAAUCAGAUAAUAAAAAUACAUAUAUUUAUCAUAAAGUUAAAAUCUUAA
Messenger RNA from Arxiozyma heterogenica, 153 nucleotides. RefSeq lists its product as uncharacterized. The record is from RefSeq and is a predicted model, not a curated record. Bases 1 to 153 code for a protein of 50 amino acids. The transcript has a single exon. Lineage: Eukaryota; Fungi; Ascomycota; Saccharomycetes; Saccharomycetales; Saccharomycetaceae.